Messenger RNA from Olea europaea var. sylvestris, 1023 nucleotides. RefSeq lists its product as uncharacterized. The record is from RefSeq and is a predicted model, not a curated record. The transcript has 4 exons. The coding region runs from base 1 to 1023 and encodes 340 amino acids. Lineage: Eukaryota; Viridiplantae; Streptophyta; Magnoliopsida; Lamiales; Oleaceae.
AUGAGGGAGCUCAUGGCCCAGAUGCAAGGCCAAGGAGGUUUCCCCAUUCCUCCAUAUGCCCCCCAUGGGCACUAUCAGCAAGAGGACGAGGUGCAAAGUCAUAGGGCUGCCUCGCCAGACCAUGGCCGAGGUGAAAGUCCAUUCGAGAGGGAAGUGGGAGUUGACAUUUCUUCCAAUUAUGCAUCUGGCCGGCCCUCCGAGGUCCAAAUGAGCCAUGAUAACUUCCCACCUCCAUAUGAGCAAGAUCCAAGACAGGGGAGAGCAGGAAGUGUUUUUGACAGAAUCAGCCCUACCGAAGCAAGACCCAGUCAACAGCAGGCUCAGCAGCCUCGGACGAGGCCACAGCCUCCACCUCUGAUGCCCCAGCAGCCGGAGAGAAGGCAGGAAAAUGCCCCCCGCGCUGUCCCGCCUAGAAGUAGGCCACAAAGGAGGGAGGAAGAGGCUAGGAACCAGCCCGGACCCUCUCACCAACAACCGAGGUACGAGGUCGAAGAAUACGAUUCUGAUGAGCAACAGAGGCUACCAUCUGGGAGCAUCCAAAGCUGGCCCGAGUUCAAAACUACCUUCUUGAAGAGGUUCGCAGUGAGCAGGGAAGGGGAGGCCCCCAUUCAGCGUCUUCAAGACAUGAGACAGGCGCAUGGCGAGUCCUUGAAAAACUUCAUAUCCCGCUUCACCGACGAAAUGACCUACUGUGUACAAGUCACCGACAGAGAGAUGAACCGAUCUGGAAAUCAGAACUCUGGCCAAGCUCUGGCCACUACAACUCUGAACGCGGUGCCAACCUUGGCUUAUGAGGAUGUCAACCCAAUCGCGGACCCACACCAGAUACAGGCCCAGCAGGGACCCUGUCCUAUGAGCACGACACCGCGGAUUGCAGAGAUUAUGCGCACCGCUCCCGGCAGGAGCCCGCCAGGGAAAGACAUAACUCGCCCCCAGGCAAACAGGCCCCCUUCCAGGCAAGACAACCAACAUGGGCGUGAGGCGGCCGCUCCUCGUCAAAGGGAUGUCUCCCCAAGGCGAUGA